ACAACAAGCUGAGAGCUUCUACUUUGCACAUCUUGAAGGUACUGUUCAGCCCACACUCAAAAAUAAAUACUUAUUGCCUGUAGAGUCAAUAGUUAUUCUAGAUUGUUUUGGUAUGUUGCCUAGUUUUGGGGAUAUUGAUUACUCCAAAUCUUGUGAGCUGCCCACAGUUUUUCCCCUUUGAGAGCCAGUUGUAGGGUGUGACUUUUUACAUUAUAUUGGAGAGAAAUCACAAAGAGACAGAUCAACAGCAGUACAGUAAAGAGGAGAACGUUUGGAUUUUGGUGUGAACUGUCCCUUUAAUAAACUAUGUGACGCAAAUUUAAUGAACUAAAACCAUAUUAAAUAAUAUUUGGGAUUAGCAGACACCCUUUAAUAUGAUUAGAAUACAAUGAGCUAUGCGACAAUGAGACUAAUUUAGGAUCAGUGAUGAGGCAGUGAAUGGUGUGUAAUGAGCUUCUCAGCUGAGUAGAUCCGGACGGAGGGCCGCCGUGCCGCGGAUGUGGCGGAAUGUGAACACGCCGCGGAGGGUGAUGGGAUUUUAGGAGGAGGUGAAGGGAAUUCACGCACCGUGGAGGAUGAGGAAGAGUUUCUCCUCCAUCUACUCCUCUUCCUCGGCUGAAGAAGAUGGUGAAAGUCUCCCCCUUCCUGCUGAAGCAGAACAUCCCUGUGCAGCUGUGCUCUGUUGUCAUCGUGUCCACGACUCGUUGCUGAGCUCCAACAGCAACUUCACUGGAUACAGAGGCCUCCUCAACUGGAUCAUCAUCCUCCUGGUCCUGACUCAUGCUCACUUAUUCUUGGAGAAUUUCAUACAACAUGGCUUUUUGAUAGAUGUCAAAAAGGUCUUGGAGCAUCUCAUUGAGGACAAUUGCAACUGGCCCUCUGUCAACCUCAUAGUAGCUGCCAACAUCUUCGCCAUUACAGCUUUGCUCAUUGAGAGGUCUCAGGGAAAGGGUAUGCUGACCCCCACAAUCGCUCAUCGUCUACAUCUAACAAAUCUGGGCGUGCUGCUGCUGUUUCCUGCUGCGGUCAUUGUGCAUGAGAACACGAUAUCAACAGGUGGAGCGUUCUUCUCCCUCUGGUUCUACACUGCUCUGGGGAUGAAGCUGUAUUCAUACCAGGAAACCAAUCACUGGUACCGACAGGCUCAAUCAACUCAUGCAGAGAGGUGCCAGGAUGUUUCUGUGCCUGAAAAAGCCCCCGAUGAGCAGCUCACGUUCCGAGAUCUGUAUUAUUUCCUAUUUGCUCCCACUUUGUGCUACCAGAGAGACUUCCCUUGUGCGCCUGAGGUUCGCAUCAACAAGCUGCUGCACAGGCUGCUGGAAAUGGUGAUCGUCAUCCAGAUCCUGGUUGGAAUUGUGCAGCAGUGGAUUGAGCCAAUCUUCCGAAGAUCAGAAAACUCCUUUUCUAGUAUGGACAUCACCAUGAGAGUGGAGCUCCUGGUGGGACUGGUGGCGCCAACCCAUUUCUUCUGGCUCCUCGUCUUCUUCUUGAGUCACUCCUACCUGAACUUCUGCGCAGAGCUGCUGCGCUUUGGGGAUCGCCGUUUUUAUGGGGACUGGUGGAACGCUACCACUCUGGUUGUUUUCUGGGAGAACUGGAAUAUUCCCUUUCAGAAAUGGUGUCACAGACAUGUGUACACUCGGCUGGUGGAAAAGAAUGUGCCCCCAUCACGAGCAGAGCUACUGGUCUUCCUGAUGUCAGCUGGUCUGUUUGAGUACAUGAUUGCUCUGCCCCUGCUUAGCUGUCGUCUGUGGAUCUUCCUCAUGAUGCUGUUUGAGCUUGUUGUUGCGGUAUUCCUAGAAAACUAUUUCCAGGGAAACUAUGGCAACGGCUUUGUGUGGCUGUGCCUUUUGCUGGGCCCUCUUCUGGCUGUGAGCGCUUACUUUCACGACCACUACGCCAGCUUCCGUCAACAGGAUCCUCAGCCAUCGUCCUCACCACUGGUAUCAGACCCCAGGCUCCCCAGCGCCGUCUCCUCGCAGCCCGAGGGAUCAAGUGUCUGAAGAGAUGAGAGCGCUGUGGUCCAAAGGUCAGGGAAUGUGGCCUGUGUCUGUCCAGGGAUCCUUGUGUUGUUAUAAUACCCAACUGAUGUGUAGAUUCAUAAAUGGACAUAUAGCAUACUGUAGAAGAGCUCUAACUUGUAACGUGUGCUACUAUCGUACACUUUCUCUUCUGAGGAAAAAUGUUAAAAUGUUAAUGCAAUAAACAGCAGAUUUAUUAUUUCUUCCUCUAAAUUUGUACGUCUGAGGCUUUUUGAAUGUGUCCAAAAAUCUGGAGCACGGAACAGAAGGUUUCUGCUUAGACCGAUGAUUUAAAACACUACUUGGUGACAGGGCUAGGUUUACGGUAAUCUUCAUGGACGCAAUCCAACCAGGAAAUGCAAGGGAUAAUUGUGUCUCAUGGUUCAGUGAGUCCAAGGGUUGACUGAACCUCCCUGUCGGAAUCAAAAGCUGCUUUAGUUCUGGAUUGUCCCCCUGAUAUCCAUCAUCACAGAAAUCACAAACUCCUCUUUUCGUCCCUCAAACACAUAAAAUGGCAAUUACGCACAAACAGUUCAUUUGAGAACACAAAAGGGUAAAACACAUCCACCUCCAGCCAAAGAUAAAACGCAGAUAAACCCCACAACUUACCCCCAAUAUAUAU
Pungitius pungitius (ninespine stickleback) is the source of this 2643-nucleotide messenger RNA. RefSeq names its product diacylglycerol O-acyltransferase 1-like. Lineage: Eukaryota; Metazoa; Chordata; Actinopteri; Perciformes; Gasterosteidae. Gene Ontology annotation, cellular component: endoplasmic reticulum membrane. The record is from RefSeq and is a predicted model, not a curated record. Gene Ontology annotation, molecular function: diacylglycerol O-acyltransferase activity. Gene Ontology annotation, biological process: triglyceride biosynthetic process. Bases 576 to 2003 code for a protein of 475 amino acids. The transcript has 18 exons.